AGUAUCAUCAUCAUAGAAAAAUAAGCAUCCAUCUCCUCCCUUCAGCCCACAGGCAACGAACACACACGAGCGCGCACGAGCGAGCGAGAGGGAGAAAGAUGGCGAACCUGUUCCUGAAGCAGGCGAAGCACUACGCGGCGGCGCGGCCUGACUACCCGGCGGAGCUCUUCCAGUUCAUCGCGUCCAAGACGGCGCGCCACGACCUCGCGUGGGACGUCGGCACCGGCAGCGGCCAGGCCGCGGUCUCGCUGGCGAAGCUGUACAAGAAGGUGGUGGGCACGGACACGAGCGCGCAGCAGCUGGCCUACGCGCCGGCGCUCCCCAACGUGCGCUACACCCACACCCCGGCGGACCUGCCGCUCGAGGGCAUCCACGCGGCCGUCGCGCCGCCGGGCACCGUCGACGUGGUCACCGUGGCGCAGGCCUUCCACUGGCUCGACCUGCCGCGCUUCUACGCGCAGACCCGCUCCCUCCUGCGCGCGCACGGCGUCCUCGCCGCAUGGUGCUACACGGAGCCCCGCGUGGGCGCCGCCGUCGACGCCGUCUUCUGGCGCCUCUACGACGGCUCCCAGCCCCACUGGGCUCCCAACCGGAAGAUGGUCGACGACGAGUACCGCAGCGCCUACUUCCCCUUCGACCCCGUCGACGGCGAGACCCACACUGGCCCCUUCGAGUUCUCCACCGAGCGCCGCAUGGACCUCGACGACUACUUCACCUACAUCAAGUCCUGGUCCGCGUACCAGACCGCCAAGGACAAUGGCGUCGAGCUGCUCGACGACGAGACUGUGCGGGAGUUCGCCGACGCGUGGGGCGGCGACCGCCAGGAGGUCAAGACGGUGACGUACCCCAUCUUCCUCAGGAUCGGCAAGGUGAGGCCUUGAGAAUCACCUACAGAUGCGGCAUGAUGAUGCAAGUGGCCUUGAGAAAGCCACGCUUUCAAGUCUUCACGUGACGAAGUGAAGAUGGUGCAAAAUGCCGACCAGCGUACGUGUGCCGCCGCUGGACCAUUUUAUUUGCAUUCCACGCUCUUUUUUACAGGACGAAGUGAUUUUUGGCAUCCUGCUACUACCAUCCCCUCCUAUUCAUAUUCCAAAUUCAGCGUGUAACAAAUGGUAUUCCUAGUAUCCAUCCCAUUUUCAAGACAAAUAAUUGUAAGCUGUGGAUGUUACCUUGGUCUAUCGUAUAUGAAUGUUAUUUUUGCCAGUUUAGCUA
This is a messenger RNA of Triticum dicoccoides, 1212 nucleotides long. Its product is annotated as putative methyltransferase DDB_G0268948. The record is from RefSeq and is a predicted model, not a curated record. Gene Ontology annotation, molecular function: S-adenosylmethionine-dependent methyltransferase activity. The coding region runs from base 99 to 881 and encodes 260 amino acids. Lineage: Eukaryota; Viridiplantae; Streptophyta; Magnoliopsida; Poales; Poaceae. The transcript is spliced from 2 exons.